Molecule: messenger RNA, 344 nt
Organism: Clonostachys rhizophaga
Lineage: Eukaryota; Fungi; Ascomycota; Sordariomycetes; Hypocreales; Bionectriaceae
Source: the annotation of a GenBank genome assembly
CAUGCUGGGCAGAUGGCAUUCCUUCAGACCUACCAGGUGCCAAACCAGUCGCGAAUCGGCCACCUGAAGUCGUUUUGCAUAUGCUAUCCAACAGACAAAUUGGGUCGGUCUGGAGCAAAGAAGCCGAUAUUUGGGCGAUUGGAUGCAUGAUAUACCAAUUGAGGGGAGGGCGUAUGGUGUCAUCAUGGGGCAAUCUCCAGUCACAACUUUACGAUGCCUUGUGUUUAGGUGGUGAACCACCUAAAGACUGGUCUGACUUCUUGAGGACGCAAAAGCCCGGCCUCGAUACUGAGAUCUGGAAACAGCCCGUAUUCGAUACGGCCAAGGCCUGGAGUGAUAAACUG